Messenger RNA from Fomitopsis serialis, 438 nucleotides. RefSeq lists its product as uncharacterized. The transcript has a single exon. The record is from RefSeq and is a predicted model, not a curated record. Lineage: Eukaryota; Fungi; Basidiomycota; Agaricomycetes; Polyporales; Fomitopsidaceae. Bases 1 to 438 code for a protein of 145 amino acids.
AUGGCCAGCCCCGCCCCUCCGUCCUCGCCGGGUGUGAACGGCGUGGUCACUUCCGACGACCGCAACGAUACCGUCCUCUUCACUGACCUCUCCGUCGAAGAACGCCUAUCCCGUCUUGAGGCUCUCUCCGCUGAGCACGCCGCCACCCUCCGGGGUGUGGAGUCCGAGUUUAGCUCCCUCCGGGGCAACCUUGCUACCGCUAUGGGAGGCCUGUUCCACGCCCUUGAUACGGUAGACCGCCGUUCCCUCCGCCAAGUCACCGAGUUUCGUACAUCCUUCGCCGAAUUCCGCCGCCUCGCCGACGAGGCCCAGCGUUCCACGAUUCACUCCGUCCGCUCCCUCGCCGCUCGCGUUCACGCCGUCCGCGAGACACUUGAUGCUUUAUCCGUGUCGUCCGCGAGCUCGACGACUUCCAGGUCGAUGCCUACGCCCGCCUGA